Galeopterus variegatus (Sunda flying lemur) is the source of this 866-nucleotide messenger RNA. Its product is annotated as protein BEAN1-like. The coding region runs from base 1 to 765 and encodes 254 amino acids. Lineage: Eukaryota; Metazoa; Chordata; Mammalia; Dermoptera; Cynocephalidae. The record is from RefSeq and is a predicted model, not a curated record. The transcript has 4 exons.
AUGACUGCAGUAGCACGAUACAACCGCACCAGCUACUUCUACCCCACAUUCUCAGAGAGCUCAGAGCACAGCCAUCUGCUCGUGUCUCCUGUGCUGGUGGCAAGUGCUGUCAUAGGUGUGGUCAUCAUCCUUUCCUGCAUCACCAUCAUCGUGGGCAGCAUCCGCAGGGACAGGCAGGCCCGGCUCCAGCGGCACCGCCACCACCACCACCGCCGCCGCCGCCACCACCACCACCGCCGCCGCCACCGACACCAAGAGUACGAGCACGGCUACGUGUCCGGUGGUCACACAUACAGCCGCUCGAGCCACAGGAUGCGCUAUGCCUGCAGCCCCACUGAGGACUGGCCCCCACCCUUGGACAUCAGCUCCGAUGGCGAUGUGGAUGCCACAGUGCUCAGGGAGCUGUACCCAGAUUCUCCACCAGGCUACGAGGAGUGUGUGGGGCCAGGGGCCACUCAGCUGUAUGUCCCCACGGAUGCACCACCGCCCUACUCGCUGACCGACUCCUGCCUCAUGCUGGAUGGCCCCCUCGACUUGGGCAGCGGCCACAGCCACAGCCGACACCAGCAGGAGCAGAGGACCCAGGGCCACAGUGGCCUUCGCACCAUCUCCAUGGACACCCUGCCCCCUUACGAGGCCGUGUGUGGGGAUGGCCUCCUAUCAGGCCUCCUGCUGCUGCCAGGACUAGGACCAGGGCCAAGAAGCUCACAGGGCUCACCGGUCCCAACCCGGACAACAGCCUCCAGCCCGGAGAGGAUCGUGUGAGUGAUCCAGCCAGCCAGGUCCUGCUGGUCCCUCCAGGCUGAGCCACAUCCUUCAAGCACACACAGGCACAUACACACACAAAGACAUGCACACCCAACUCA